Molecule: messenger RNA, 876 nt
Organism: Aplosporella prunicola CBS 121167
Lineage: Eukaryota; Fungi; Ascomycota; Dothideomycetes; Botryosphaeriales; Aplosporellaceae
Exons: 3
Biological process (GO): positive regulation of catalytic activity
Cellular component (GO): cell periphery; fungal-type vacuole
Source: RefSeq, a predicted model, not a curated record
UGGGUGCGCAGCGUCGAGGAUUCCGACGACCUUGACCCCUCCAGCCAGGCCUUGUUACCCCGUACUCCGUGCAGCGUCCGCCCGGCUUCACACAACUCCUUCCCUUCCCCGCGGCCCAAUGCCGCGCCCGGCCGCCGCUUCGACUAUGCUCGCGAACGCCUCCCUCCGCUGCCCAGCUCGCCGCUCAGCGAUAAUGCCUCUCGCUGGCGCAACUUUGCCGUUGCGUCACAGUACCACCCGCCCUCGACCGGCCACUCGGAGAUCGUCUCGCGCGAAUGGAUGAUGAACAACAUGGGCGACCUCGACGCGCCGUGGGAGCCUGCCGAGCCUGACCAAUCCGAACUGGAAAAGCAAAUCUCCAAGAAGAAGCGGGGGUGGCUCUCGAAACUCCAUAAAACCGUCAUGCGCAGCCCCUAUGUUCCUCUCAUUAUCCGUAUGAACGUCCUCGUCUUUUCCGCCGCCGCAUUAGGACUUGCCGGCCGUAUUUUCCACCUCACCCACCGCAACUACUGCAGCGCCGGCUCUUCGACGUACUUGGCCAUUAUUGUCGAUGCAAUUGCUAUCGUUUAUCUGUGCUAUGUCACAUAUGACGAAUAUGCAGCUCAGCCGUUGGGCUUACGAGAUCCUACGGAAAAAUUGAGGCUCAUUUUCCUUGACUUGGCCUUCAUAGUUUUCGACUCUGCCAACUUGAGUAUAGCAUUCCAAUCGUUAACUGACUCAAAUUGGGCAUGCGUCAACACUCAAAGUGCCGACCUUACGCAACAAGAACGGACCUGUUAUGACCCUGCUGUCUGCGGUAAGCAGAAGGCGCUGACGGCCGUGAUCCUCGUUUCGCUCGUCACCUGGUUAUUCACCUUUGCUGUGUCCACAUUAAGA